Cicer arietinum (chickpea) is the source of this 855-nucleotide messenger RNA. RefSeq lists its product as uncharacterized. The record is from RefSeq and is a predicted model, not a curated record. Lineage: Eukaryota; Viridiplantae; Streptophyta; Magnoliopsida; Fabales; Fabaceae.
CCAACCAACUAUCGUUCAACGUUAAUUCAUUUGGUUUAACCGGUCGAAAAGCAUUGGAAAAACAAGUGAAAAACCCUCAACUUUUGUGUGAGAAGGGUCAGGAUGGUGAUGGCUUGGAAAUGGAUCGUGCGAAGGACUCGUGAUUCAAAACCCUUCUUCUUUGCAUUCGCUACCAUAUGCGGCGUCGUUCCGGGUGUUAUUGGCUUCGGCGUCAUGACACUCACCAAUACCCGCAGCGAUCAACUCGAAUCCCAACUCCGCUCAAAGGCUCGCCCCGAAACAACGAUGAUGGGACAAGUGAAUAAAGAGAGACUGGCAGAAUACCUUGGAGAGCUGCAGCGAAAGGAGAAUACUAAUGACCGCUAUGUUGCUGCUCUUAAGGGAGAGACUUUAACAAGAAAGCCUUACGUCAGAAUUCAACCAAUUCCAGAGAAGACUGACAUGGAGCAGAAGAAAUGAAUAAGUUCCUGAUCUCCAAUCAUUGUGAAUAUACGUUCUUUAAGUUCGCUAUGAACGCAAUGCUGCUUUUUUAUUUUUCAUUUUUAAUCUAUUUUCCUGAAUGCAUUUAUUUAAGCAAUCCUGUUCUUGGGGAGCAGGAUCGGUUAGAUAGAAAUUGAGUGCUCAUGGUUCCAUCCAGACAUUUACUUGUUAUACUUCUUGUCAAUGGUUUAACUAAAUUUUUCAUAGAAGAGGUCUAGUAUUCUCUUUGGAAUAUAAACUUUUUAUAGGAUUUAUGCUUUUGUACUGAACUGUUUGUUUUUUUUACGGUCAAGCCUUUUUCCUUGCUUAAUAUGAAUUUAUGAGUGUUACUGUUGUACUUGCAGUGGCCUGAAAUAAAACUGUCGAUUCAUGUUA